Molecule: messenger RNA, 517 nt
Organism: Lucilia cuprina (Australian sheep blowfly)
Lineage: Eukaryota; Metazoa; Arthropoda; Insecta; Diptera; Calliphoridae
Product: mitochondrial translation release factor in rescue
Exons: 1
Coding region: 1-501 (166 amino acids)
Biological process (GO): translational termination
Cellular component (GO): mitochondrion
Molecular function (GO): translation release factor activity
Source: RefSeq, a predicted model, not a curated record
AUGAUUUCCCUGCUUUCUAGUUUAGCAAAACAAAAUCUUAGUUUGAUGGUCAAAAACACAAAACCUAUAAGUAGUAGAUGCCUAACAACUACCUUCAUUUUAAAUUCCAAACAGCAACAACUAGACUAUUCACGUUAUCCCAAACUAAAUGAAGAGGAACUAGAAGAACACUUUACACGAGGCAGUGGUCCCGGUGGACAAGCUGUUAAUAAAACCUCGAAUUGUGUGCUUUUACGUCAUAUACCCACAAAUAUUUUAGUUAAAUGUCAUACACAUCGUCUCGCCUCCCGUAAUCGGAUAGAGGCUAGAAAAAUACUUUUAGAGAAACUAGAUGUCCACUACAAUGGUGAACAUUCUAUACAGGCACAACUUAAAGCAUUGGAAAAUAAAAAAUCCAAUGAGCGUAAAAGAAGACAAAAUAAAUUGCAAGAAAUGAAACAAAAAUGGAAAGAACGUGAAGAGCAGGAGUUAAUGAUGGAGGAUACCAAAUAUAAAGAAUAAAUUUUCUUAAAAAAUA